ACAAUAUAUUACACUUUUACGGACACGCUGGUGGCGCAUGGUGACAACAAGGUCUUUGCUUUUACUGUUGGUAUCGAUGUGUGAUCGACUACAGUGUCUGGAACAGCAGCGCAGGGAGCACAACACCAGCGCAGCGAGCAGCCGCGUUUCAGAGGAUUCAUCACCACGUUAGGCUGCAGGUCAUGGGGUUGACCAAGCAGUACCUGCGCUACGUCUCCAGCGCAGUGUUUGGAGUAAUCGGCAGCCAAAAAGCCAACAUCGCAUAUGUGACCCUCCGAGGGGGAGAGAGGGGCCGCUACGUUGCUGUGGCUGCAUGUGAGCACGUGUUCAUCUGGGAUGUCCGAAAAGGAGAGAAGGUCCUGAUCCUGCAGGGCCAGAAACACGAGGUGACCUUCCUCUGCCCCUCACCCGAUGGCAUCCACAUCGCCGUGGGUUACGAGGAUGGCGCCGUGCGAAUCUUUAGCUUGCUGAACGGCGAGAGCAAUGUCUCCUUCAAUGGCCACAAGUCUGCUGUCAGCGUCAUACACUACGACAGGCUCGGAGCUCGGCUCGUCACUGGUUCCAAGGACACAGAUGUGAUCGUGUGGGACAUCAUCAAUGAGUGUGGGCUGUACAGGCUGAGAGGCCAUAAAGACAUCAUCACACAGGCCUUGUUCCUCAAAGACAAGAACCUCCUGGUCACCAGCUCCAAGGACAGUUUUGUGAAGUGGUGGGACCUGGACACACAGCACUGCUUCAAGACCAUGGUGGGCCAUCGCAGUGAGGUGUGGAGCAUGGUGCUGUUGAACCAGGAGUACAGGCUGUUAACAGGCUCAGCAGACAGUGAACUCCGAGCCUGGGACAUCAGCUACCUGCAGGAGGAGAAAACUGAGGGUGAACCCAAGGUGAAGAAGGGGAAGACUCUGCUGGAGGAUGACGACGACGAAGACAACGAAGAAGGGCUGGACGAGAGUCCGGAAGAGCGGAUCCUGAGUUGUAAAAAAGCCGGCUCUAUCCUGAGAGAGGCCAGGGACAGAGUUGUCUCCAUGACAAUGGACAACAAGGCCAGAGUCAUCGCUUGCCACGGCAAUGAUUCAAUCCUGGAGCUUUUCACUGUGCUGUCAGAGGAGGAAGUGCAGAAGAAAAUGACAAAGAAGUUGAAGAAAGCCAAAAAGAAGGCAGCUAAAGCUCAGGAAGAUGCAGGCGAGGAGGCAGCAGAGCCGGUGGUGGAGAGGAUGCUGAAGGACGAGAUCAUCAGACUGACCAACAUCAAGGCCUCCGCCAAGAUCAGAUGGGUGGAAUGCCUGUCAUGUGUUGGUGGCGAGCUGAAGGUGGCGCUGCUGCUACAGAACAAUACCGUCGAGACCUACAGCCUGAAGACUUCAGACAAGACCCCCACAGCCAAUAAGACGGCUCGCCUCACAAUCGGCGGCCACCGCACGGACGUCCGCACACUGGCCUUCAGCUCGGACAACCUGGCCGUCCUCUCCGCCUCUGGUGACACUGUCAAAGUUUGGAACAGGUCAACUCUGCAGGUGAUUCGCACCAUGGCCUGUGACUACGCCCUCUGCUCCCUCUUCGUGCCUGGAGACAGACAGAUAAUUCUGGGGACCAAGAGCGGGAAACUGCAGAUCUUUGAGUUGGCCUCAGGAAGCCUCCUGGAGACUGUGGACGCCCAUGAUGGAGCCCUGUGGUCCCUGUGCCUCGCCCCAGACCAGAGGGGAAUUGUCACAGGAAGUGCAGAUAAGACAGUGAAGUUCUGGGAGUUUGAGCUGAUAAAGGACCAAGGGACGGCCCAAAAGAGGCUGACAGUGAAGCACACACGGACUCUGCAAUUGGAGGAAGACGUUUUGUGUGUGAAGUUUUCUCCUGACCACAGACUGCUGGCUGUCUCUCUGUUAGACUGCACUGUGAAGAUUUUCUACACAGACACACUUAAGUUCUUCUUGUCUCUGUAUGGACACAAGCUGCCUGUUCUUUGCCUGGACAUCUCACAUGAUAACACAAUCAUCGCCACCGGCUCAGCUGACAGAAACGUGAAGAUCUGGGGUCUGGACUUCGGCGACUGUCACCGCUCCAUGUUUGCUCAUGACGACAGCGUCAUGUUCCUACAGUUUGUCCCCAAGACUCAUCUGUUCUUCACAGCAGGGAAGGAUAAGAAGAUCAAACAGUGGGACGCCGACAAGUUUGAGCACAUCCAGACGCUGGAGGUGACACUCUUUCUCCUUACCCUUGAUAUUUGGGGUCGACUGGCGGAGCGAAUCAUGGAGGCUCUGGAACUUUACAAAGAGGAAAACAGGAAGCUGGAAGUGCAUAAAUAUGCUUGUGAGAAUGCAGGCAAAGAGCUUCCUCCACCAAAACCCAAUCCUAUUCUUGUGGCCUUUGGGAAUGUUUCACCAUCACGCUACGUUUUAGAUGUCAUAAAGAAGGUCAGAUCGAGUGAGCUGGAGGUUUCUCUGCUGGUCUUACCGUUCCCUUACGUCCCUGAACUGCUGAAGUUGUUCAACAGCUACAUCCAGCAGGGCCUGGAGGUGGAGCUGGUCUGCCGCUGCCUUUUCUUUCUUCUCAAGAUCCAUUUUGGUCAGAUCUCCAGUAACCAGAUGCUGCUGUCUGUCAUCGAUGAGCUACGGACAAAUACUGUCUCCAAAGUGCGAGAAAUCAGAGAUGUGAUGGGCUUUAACAGCGCAGGGCUCCAGUUCCUCCAGCGGGAGAUCGAGAGCAAGGAGGACGUGAUGUUCUUUGCCGAUGCCACAGGCCAACUGAAGGAGAAGAAGAAGAAGAGGAGGAAGAGGGAGCGAGCCAUCCUGACCAUCGCCUGAAUCAUAACGGACAUUUUUGACUGUUUGUGUAUAAACAUCCCCUCCCCAUCCCCUCCCAGCUGUGGAUCAGAGGGUUUACUCUGUUGUACGUAGGAUGUAACACAGUGUUAUUCAGUGACACGCUUCAUUUCCCAAAUAAACUGUCUGACUUUUUCUCACA
Molecule: messenger RNA, 2958 nt
Organism: Morone saxatilis (striped sea-bass)
Lineage: Eukaryota; Metazoa; Chordata; Actinopteri; Moronidae
Gene: wdr3
Product: WD repeat domain 3
Exons: 24
Coding region: 183-2798 (871 amino acids)
Biological process (GO): maturation of SSU-rRNA
Cellular component (GO): small-subunit processome; Pwp2p-containing subcomplex of 90S preribosome
Molecular function (GO): protein binding; snoRNA binding
Source: RefSeq, a predicted model, not a curated record